Messenger RNA from Rhodamnia argentea, 1872 nucleotides. RefSeq names its product acyl-coenzyme A thioesterase 2, chloroplastic. The record is from RefSeq and is a predicted model, not a curated record. Gene Ontology annotation, molecular function: fatty acyl-CoA hydrolase activity. Gene Ontology annotation, biological process: acyl-CoA metabolic process. The transcript has 5 exons. Bases 288 to 1583 code for a protein of 431 amino acids. NCBI's taxonomy places the organism in Eukaryota, Viridiplantae, Streptophyta, Magnoliopsida, Myrtales, Myrtaceae.
UGGGAGGGGUGAGAGGGCGAGAUGAGUUCAGAGAGCCUUCCUUCUCUCUCAAGCAAGAACUUGCUUCCAUUGCAUUAAUGGAGUUGAACCCGCCGCUCCCUCCGCACUUAGGGGAAGCUCCUCCCUAGUCGCUACCCAUCCACUAUCAAUAGCUUCUAGUUUCUCCUCAAACCUUAAAGAAAGUUUCCUUCUUGAUCGUACCCAGAAGAAACCCAAUUCACCUGAAGUUCUCUCUCGCUUUUGCUCUGAUCAUCAAGAAGAGGAGAAACAGAAGCACCCAAUUCGCCAUGGAACCCAGCUCGCCCCACACAAUCCCCGUCUUCGCGACCCUCGCUUCGCCGUACGACAGCUCGACUCAAAUCAACGGCUUUCGGAAGCCGAUCAGCCUGUGGCCGGGGAUGUACCACUCGCCGGUGACGAUCGCCCUGUGGGAGACGAGGUCGAGGACCUUUGAGAGGCUCCUCGACCCCCCCAAGGACGCGCCUCCGCAAAGCGAGUUGCUGGUCAGGACGCCGUCGCAGAGCAGGACCAGCAUCUUGUACAGCUUCUCGUCGGAUUACAUUCUGAGGGAGCAGUACAGGGACCCCUGGAACGAGGUCAGGAUUGGGAAGUUGCUCGAAGACCUCGAUGCUUUGGCCGGUACCAUCUCGGUCAAGCACUGUUCUGAUGAGGAUAGCACAACGAGACCACUUCUUCUAGUUACUGCAUCAGUUGACAAGAUUGUCUUGAAGAAGCCAAUCAGUGUCGACAUCGAUCUGAAAAUCGUUGGUACUGUCAUAUGGGUUGGGAGCUCAUCCAUGGAAAUUCAACUUGAAGUGAUUCAGUUAUCUGGAGAGGAGUCUAAUGCCACAAACUCAGUGGCAUUGACAGCCAACUUCAUAUUUGUCGCUCGGGAUUCUAAGACCCAUAAAGCUGCUCUGGUGAAUCGGCUCUCCCCUGAGACUGACCGAGAGAAAUUGCUUUUCAAAGAGGCAGAAGCUAGAAGUAAGCUGAGGAAAAGAAAGAGUGUAGGAGAAAGAAAGGAAACUGACGACGGAAUUGCGAAGAGACUAAACGAGUUGUUGGCCGAGGGAAGGAUUUUCUCUGAUAUGCCUGCCUUAGCAGAUAGAAACAGCAUUCUUCUAAGGGAUACCCGUCUUGAGAAUUCUUUGAUUUGCCAGCCCCAGCAGAGGAAUAUCCAUGGUCGGAUAUUCGGAGGGUUUCUAUUGCACCGAGCAUUUGAGUUGGCUUUCUCCACAGCUUAUGCCUUUGCUGGCUUGGUGCCUUGCUUCCUAGAGGUUGAUCAUGUUGAUUUUUUGAGACCUGUGGAUGUUGGAGACUUUCUGAGGUUCAAGUCAUGUGUGCUGUACACUGAACAAGAGAAACCGGAUGGGCCUCUGAUCAACGUUGAAGUUGUCGCCCAUGUCACAAGGCCCGAGCUCAGGUCUAGCGAGGUAUCAAACACCUUCUACUUCACUUUCACAGUGCGCCCCGAGGCAAAAGCUCUGGAAGAUGGAUUCAGAAUUAGGAACGUGGUUCCUGCGACAGAGGAGGAAGCGCGGCGUAUUUUGGAGCGCAUGGAUGCUGAGACCUUGCAGCUGUAAUCCCCAGAUGGGUAUGCAUGUAAUUUUACGCCAAGGGUAAUCAUUCAUUGGUAAUAUGGAGUAUCACGCAACAGACGUAGAGUGCCGACAUGGCUCAUACAUGAAAUUAUAUGUAGCUAAUUGACAUGUUCAGCCGGGAUGUAGGGAUAGCUCGACAUUGAUGGCUUCCUGCACUUUUAUCUCGCAAAAGGAAAACGUAGGUAUUGCCAUUGAAGUUGUAGAGCAUGUGCAAUGGCUUUGCCUACACCGAUUUGAUUGGAUUCGGUGCGUGUCAUGAUCAUAUUCUCGG